AUGGCACUGCAGGAACCAGAAGUAAUUGAAUCGGAAAUAUCUCAAGUUCUGAGCAUAGCAAGAGAGAUGGCGAGAAACAAUGGUUGUGAAAUUCUUACAAUUAGGAUAGAGCUACACCUUUAUUCGAUCACAGACUCUGAAAUACUCGAAGAAUCAAUACAAGAUGUUCCAAGGCCUAUUCCAACUAGUAAAGAAGUUAUUCAGAAAUUGGAAAAAGUGAGUUUUCAAACUUGUCCAGAUUCAAUUAGGGAGUGCACCAUUUGUUAUGAAAAGUUUCAUCAGAAUGGUCAUCUUUAUCAGAUUGUGCGGUUGCCUUGUGGGCAUUUUUAUCACAAAGACUGCAUCCUCAAUUGGCUGGAAAUUAGUCAUAUGUGCCCCUUGUUCCGAUACCAGUUGCCAUGUUAUGAGAAUUAG
Messenger RNA from Pistacia vera, 414 nucleotides. RefSeq names its product E3 ubiquitin-protein ligase RNF181-like. The transcript has a single exon. The record is from RefSeq and is a predicted model, not a curated record. Gene Ontology annotation, molecular function: ubiquitin protein ligase activity. The coding region runs from base 1 to 414 and encodes 137 amino acids. Gene Ontology annotation, biological process: protein ubiquitination. Gene Ontology annotation, cellular component: cytoplasm. NCBI's taxonomy places the organism in Eukaryota, Viridiplantae, Streptophyta, Magnoliopsida, Sapindales, Anacardiaceae.